AUGUCAAAUAAUCGUGAUUCUAUUAUUUCUUUGUAUUUGAAAAAUGUUCGACAAUGUGACAUCGCAAGACGGCUCGAUAUCUGUCGUAAGUUAGUUUCCAAAACAAUUAAACGCUAUCAGGAGCUUGGUAAUACUCAGGACCGCCCUCGUAGUGGCCGGCCGGUAACCGCAGUUACGCCUGAGAACGUGAACAAGGUCAGAUGCCGAAUUCGCCGUUUUUCGGAACAAUCGAUGCGAAAAAUGUCCUCAGAUCUCGGAAUUAGCUCGAGGAGCCUCCGAAGAAUUGUCAAAGUGAAGCUUGGACUUCGUAGCUACAAGAUCAGCCGCGGACAUUUCCUUAACGAUCGUAUGAAGCAUCAGCGGCUUCAGAAAUGUCGAAAGAUUAAACGGCUGGUCGCAGCUGGUCGCCUUAACAAAGUGCUUUUCACUGACGAGAAGAUUUUUACGAUCCAACCGCGCCACAAUAGUCAAAAUCAUCGACAAUUGCUAAGAAAGAAAGGCCUUGCUGCAAAGCUUGUUGAACGAAGCCUUUUUCCUCGAUCGGUAAUGGUCUGGGGCGGCAUCUGCGCAACCGGAAAAACACCACUUGUCUUUAUUGAAAGAAACGUAAAAAUUAAUGCUACAGUCUAUCAAAAUGACAUUCUGAGGGGGGUAGUUCAUCCAUGGGCACGGGAGCAUUUCGGUGAAAACCAAUUCUCGCUUCAGCAGGAUUGGGCACCCGCGCAUGGAGCCAAAACAACAAUCCAGCUCUGUGAGGAGCUGUUUCCUGGCUUUUGGGGGAAAGACAUUUGGCCUUCUAACUCACCGGAUUUAAAUCCGAUGGAUUAUUCUAUUUGGUCAAUUCUGGAGCAAAAAGUGUGCCGAAAACGAUACGCCACAACAGAGCAACUGAAAGUUGUUUUGGAGCGGGCUUGGAACGAAAUAACCGACGAACAAUGCGCGACCAUUGUGAAUAACUUUCAUAAGCGUUUGAAUGCGUGUAUUUCAGUCAGGGGUGGUCAUUUUGAGCAAUUACUUAAAUAA
Molecule: messenger RNA, 1023 nt
Organism: Meloidogyne enterolobii
Lineage: Eukaryota; Metazoa; Nematoda; Chromadorea; Rhabditida; Meloidogynidae
Source: the annotation of a GenBank genome assembly